UAUUCCAUCAUUCCGGAUGCCGCGUGAAAGAGCCAGUAGCCGAAGUGUUUGCGUUUCUUCUCCGCGCUCGACUACGCUUCGUUGCAGAAGCGAUCACCGCUGGCCGGGAAAAGAAUUGCGUUUGCAUAGAGUGACAAGUAACUACGCACAGUAUCUUUUCCACGGAAGCAAUGCAAUGAACAAUAAUUUCUUGUUGUUUCUGCCAAUCAAUUAAAACUCAGAACUAUAAAUGUCAGUAGCUCAGUCACAGCCCGGCUCAGAUUCAAGAUGGCAAUGGGAAAACGCCACAGCCGGUGCCGUAGCAGGCUUCGCAACUGUCGCAGCUACACACCCUCUCGAUGUCGUUCGUACAAGGUUUCAAGUUAAUGAUGGCCGAAUCUCCAAUCUUCCAACCUACAAGAAUACUGCCCAAGCUGUUUUAGCUAUUGCACGUUCUGAGGGUUUGAAAGGGCUUUAUUCAGGUUUCCUUCCUUCAGUUCUUGGUUCAACAGUUUCAUGGGGUUUAUAUUUUUUCUUCUAUGGCAGAGCCAAACAAAGAUAUUCUAAGAACAGGGAUGAGAAGUUGAGCCCUGGUCUUCAUCUUGCAUCUGCUGCAGAAGCUGGAGCUUUAGUUUCCUUGUGUACAAAUCCAAUAUGGCUUGUAAAGACAAGGUUGCAGCUUCAGACUCCUCUGCAUCAAAAUCAACCCUAUUCUGGGCUUUAUGAUGCCUUAAAAACAAUAUUGAGGGAGGAAGGGUGGAGGGCACUUUAUAAAGGGAUUGUUCCUGCUCUAUUCCUGCAGGUUUCUCAUGGUGCUAUUCAGUUCACAGCAUAUGAGGAGCUUCGAAAAGCUAUUGUUGAAUAUAAGUCUAAAGAAAACCAAAGGAAGAGUGGAAGAUCUGAUAAUGAUCUGUUGAAUUCAAUUGAUUAUGCGGUCCUUGGCGGGUCAUCUAAAGUUGCUGCCAUUAUUUUUACGUACCCAUUUCAGGUUGUUCGAGCUCGGUUGCAGCAACGACCUAGUACAGGUGGAGUUCCAAAAUAUAUGGAUAGCUGGCAUGUGGUGAAGGAAACUGUGCGGUUUGAGGGAUUUCGAGGUUUCUACAAGGGGAUCACACCGAGCCUUCUUAAAAAUGUUCCUGCUGCUUCAAUAACAUUUAUUGUGUAUGAGAAUGUCCUUAAGUUGCUGAAAUUGACAAGAAGGAACGAUUAGCUUUUUCUAAUUUCUCAAUUUUGUUCACAUUGUUUUUGUAGUUAGAAUUGAUUAAUAGUGAAUUGGGGUUGAAAGGACAAGGAUUAAAAUGCGGAUGAGUCUCACAGAAUUUUGUAACAAUUAUUGACAACUUUUUUUUUUUUCUUUUGACUUUAAACAUUAGAUUGUUUAUGGUUCUUAAGUGGAAAUCAGGGGAAAAAAUAAUCACUUUUUGGGAAAUAAGGGAAGGUACAAAAACUGCAUCUUUCUUGAUAUCACAAUGCCAUUAGAAUAUAGGACAUAUAGUAGGACAUUAUCCAUGCAAGAAAGAAACUGGAAAAGAAAUAGUAGACAGUGGGUUACAAUCAGUCUGACUUGUGUCUACACCACUUAGAUUCCAAUGGACCUCCUUAACAUGGAGUACAUCUUCAAGAAAACUGAACAGCAGUGACCUUGCUUCAUGUCAGGUACAUGGGAAAUUUUUCUUUGCACUAUCAGGUUGAGCUCCAUCUUCAGGCUGUCUGUGAAAUUAGGGAGAAGCAAGGGGAAAAUUUGCCUCUUUCAGUUUAUACAGAGUGUUCAUUGAAAUGAAGCAUCCUUCAUGACUAACAUUGUGCUGGCUGUUGAGACUUCUGAAAUCCAUAACAAAUAUAGAAAGGAAAUCCUUUGUUCAGCCUGUAUUCAAACUCUACUGGCAUUCCAACAAUCUCUAGUUCUUCGAGGUGGGAUCACAGAAUUUGCAGUUGAGGAAUCCUUUGGAGGAGAAUGUCAUAUCCCCCCAGUUAUAUGGACCCAUUUCCCAAAACAAGCAUUUUUAGGUUUGGCGGUCUUUCCAGCUUACUAAUUGAAUCUUUCUGAAGGUGGGAGUUGUAAAGAGUUAGCUUAAUGAGAUUAGGUGGGAAGUCAUAUGGGUCAGGUAACUUCUCUAAUCUUUCCAUAGAAACACGGCUUUAGGAGACGGUCACGGUGAGAAAAUUUGCAUUCGGGUGGCCAUGCUUCUUGUUCAGAUUGAAGCAGUACAGAAUGAAUUAAGGCUGUGCUUCAUCCAAUUGUUGAAAUAAUUGGCUAAACCGUGUUCUGAUCAGCUUCCAGCCUCUAUAUAGGGUAGCGUUUGUAGAUUUGUUAAGGCAUCCAUUAUUAGAUGUUCACUCUCUGGAGAAUCAAUUGGAGUAUAGAGGAGGAGAUGUCUCAAAUGCACCAUUUUCUAGAUCACCAUUGGUAUUCUCUUGAGAAGUUUCUUCUCUGCUCUAAAGUUUCACAUACUGUUCAUUAGAAGUUGAAAGGGUAGAGGUGAAUUGGGUAAUAAGGUGAAAAUGUACAAUAUGAGCUUACUUAGACUUGGGUCAACCAAUGCUAAAAAAUUAGUACUAACCAAUUAGCUAGCUAGCUUGUCACCCUUGUAUGCCUUGUGUGGAUUUGAAAUGUAGUCAAAGCGGGAUUCUUAAUACUGUUGACCUAGCAAACAAUUUUCUUGUGA
Molecule: messenger RNA, 2645 nt
Organism: Jatropha curcas
Lineage: Eukaryota; Viridiplantae; Streptophyta; Magnoliopsida; Malpighiales; Euphorbiaceae
Source: RefSeq, a predicted model, not a curated record